UCAUUAAUUUUGAAAAGGGAAAACAAAUCGUUUCGUUUGGGCGAUGGUAGAAUAAGUGAAAUAAUGUGAAUUAUAAUCGAAUCACAGUGAAUAACGACAGAUAAAAGUAUUAAUCAGUGAAGCGGAAUUAAGAAACCAUGUCGUCCAGUCGAUCAAAAUCGUCGAUUCUCGACAAACCGCUAAGCAAAGGCAAGGGGGAGGUUUCAUUAGCAUUCUAUGCACUUUUAUUCUCCGAAAUAGUUCAAUACUGCCAGAAUCGUUCACAUUCUAUACAUGAACUACAGACCAAAUUAUCAGACAUUGGUCAUGAUGUUGGAACCAGGCUCCUGGAUCUAUAUUUUGUAAGAGAAAGGAACAGUAAGCGAGAGAUUAAGCUACUGAACAUGCUGCUGUUUGUAAAAUCUACUUUAUGGAAGGUCCUGUUUGGUAAGGAAGCAGACAAGCUGGAACAUGCCAAUGAUGAUGAGAGAACUUAUUACAUCAUUGAAAAGGAUGCUCUUAUCAACAAGUUCAUAAGUGUACCGAAGGACAAGGGCUCCCUCAACUGCGCCACAUUCAACGCUGGCAUCAUCGAAGCGGUACUCACUAAGAGUGGAUUUCCUGCCAAAGUAACAGCCCACUGGCACAAAGGGACUACCUACAUGGUGAAGUUCGAAGACUCGGUCAUAGCAAGAGACAAAUCCCUGGAUGAUCGCUAACUCUAGCGUCCAUAGCUUACAGUACAUCAAAUAAUUUUCCCGCCUUUCCUCUCGAGGGAACGAGACGCAAGUACACAAGAGCAAUACGAGUGACAGAGAUGACACAUAACCUCGAAAUGGCGGGUUUAUUUGAAUCUUACUGUACUAUAAUACAAUGCAAUGUUGUUAAGCUAUACUAUGUUGUAUGAAGUUCUUUCAUUGUUUAAUUUAAUUGAAUAUAGAAAUAUAAGCUUUUUAAUUGUA
Messenger RNA from Spodoptera frugiperda (fall armyworm), 941 nucleotides. RefSeq names its product trafficking protein particle complex subunit 5 (gene Trs31). Bases 138 to 698 code for a protein of 186 amino acids. The transcript has 5 exons. The record is from RefSeq and is a predicted model, not a curated record. Gene Ontology annotation, cellular component: TRAPPII protein complex; TRAPPIII protein complex; TRAPPI protein complex. Gene Ontology annotation, biological process: endoplasmic reticulum to Golgi vesicle-mediated transport. Lineage: Eukaryota; Metazoa; Arthropoda; Insecta; Lepidoptera; Noctuidae.